UUCCUGCUUCCGGCCAUGCGGGCGGCGCUGGUGGACUACAGCAGCUCCGGCUCGGAGGGCGAGAGCGAAGCCGCCGCCGCCGCCCGGGAGAGGAGCAGCGGGGAGGCUCGGCCUGGCCCGGCGGGCGGGUGCGGCUUCUCCCCUCCGGGCAGCAGAGCUGCAAUGCCCUCCCUGCCCUUGCCGGACAGCGUGCGGGGGAUGUUCAGGGACCAGGAAGAGAAGGAAAGGGUGGAGGAUGACUGCAGUAAACAUGAAGGCCGCCUGCGGACAUUUCCUCAUGAACGAGGCAACUGGGCAACCCACGUGUACAUGCCAUGCAAAGCCGGGGAGGACUUUCUGGAUUUACUGCAGCUCCUCCUAAUCUGUGGGCGCACUUAUGUGCCUCAGCUGAAGGGACAGGAAGAAUUCCACAUCAGCCUCUCCCAAGGUGUGGUAUUGCGCCAUCACUGGAUCAACUCUUUUGUCCAAUCCCUCAAAGGACGCUUGGCUUCCUGCCACAGGUUCAUCUUCAGAGCUGACCAAGUGAAGGUUUAUACCAAUGAGACCAAAACCAGGACCUUCGUUGGCUUAGAAGUCUCUUCAGGACAUUCUCAAAUGUUGGAGUUGGUUUCAGAAGUGGAUGAAGUUAUGGAAGAAUUUAACCUAACGCCUUUUUAUAAGGAUCCCUCGUUCCACAUGAGCCUCGCCUGGUGUGUGGGGAAUAUGUCGGAAGCCCUUGGAGGCCAGUGUAUUCAGGAAAUGCAGGUAACCAGCCUGGAAGCCUUUAGCUUUUGGGGAACUCACUGCCAGGCAAGGAGGGGGGAGUCAAGUGGGGAAUUAGCCUUGAGUGAUUGCACAGCCUCAAGUGGACACUCCCCCCACCCCACCCCAGUUCCUUGGGACCUUAUCUGUUUGUUCCCAAGAGAAGGCAAGCCAUUUAGGGAGGUUCUUGUAUUAUAGGCAGAAUCACAAUGUCAGCAUGAACCCUACAUUUGCAGUCCUGGUUGUGUGCCUGACAAUAGCAGAGGGCUACAGGAGACAGUUGGGUCUCCAUACCUGUAUCAUUCUGUGUCCCAGUUUUGAAAUGGACUUGGUUCCAACUUCAGACAAGUUGUUCAAGGGGGAUCCAUGUUAGUCCCAGAUCUCUACCAGUCAGAUUGGAAGAUCCGGUUUGCUCCCCUUCCUUCUUUCUUCGGUGAAGCCUGGGGUGAGUGUAAAAGCCCAGCUGGCUGUGAGGGAUACAGCGGAAGAUGGCGACCAGAGGUAGCCUGAGGCAUGCACUGAUUGAUUGGCUUGACCAAUCUCUGCAUUUCUUGACGCACCUUUUCAACUUGCAGAUAUGUCCGGGCCAUGCAGCCUUUCCUCUCCAGAGGGAAUUUCCAAGGGCCCUUACGAUUGUUUUAGCAGGGGAAGACUGAGUAGGCAACUGGGAUGAAGGCAAUGGGAAGGGGGCUCCUGGCAUUUCCAGGGAUCCAGCCUGGGGGUGGGCUUUAAGCAACUCGGAAUGAGGUUGGGGACCAGUGGAUGACUGAAGAACUGAGCCAGGCUGGAGGAGAAAGUUGGUGCUGAUGAAUUCUGCCAGGCUGUUCUUAUUUUGCCUCCUUCUCGUUGCAGGAGAUUGUGGAUGGCUUUGAGGACUCCACCCACUUGCUGCGAAUUCCUGGGACUGAAGUCCGUUGCAAAUCUGGCAAUAAGGUCUUCUCGUUCCCUCUGCGAUAGAGCAGCCCGGGAUCAACAACUGCCGACUUGCGACAGGAACCAUCCAGAGGUGGUCAGAGGUGCCACUGGAUUCCCAUGAAGUCCACUAAUGGACUCAACUCCCUGUCACGGCAGCAGAGGCCACCCAGUAACAGGACAUUUCAGGGCCAAGGCCAUUCAUGCCCUCAGAGCCUCUGCCAGGCCAGCUCCUCCUUCGCUCCACUCCAGUUCUCGGCUGCUGGAGAAACCAAGUAGGGGAGCCAGUGGGAUGUUUCUCCAAGCUGCAGGACUUUGUCUUGUAGACGGCUGAUCUAGGGGCGAGAGGCCCUCCGGUGGGAUGCCUUGGGCAGGGUGUCUGGUCCUUCUGAGAGAGAAAUUUAAAAAAGGAGAGCCAAUUCUCUUCAUGGUCAGUUUCAGACGCUUUGCUGAAAGGGUUUGUCAAAGCUUCCUGGAUAAGUGACUGCUCUGAACCCGCUUUGAUUGUUCUGUUGGAAUUGGGCA
Messenger RNA from Notechis scutatus (mainland tiger snake), 2178 nucleotides. NCBI's taxonomy places the organism in Eukaryota, Metazoa, Chordata, Lepidosauria, Squamata, Elapidae. The record is from RefSeq and is a predicted model, not a curated record.